AUGGGUGAAAGAAAGAAGCACCAGUAUGACCCCAGGAUGCAAGGAAGCCUUCAAGGUCAAGCUGACCUCUACAACUGGAAGUUUGAGUGGGACGGCAGAGGCAGAGAGCGAGGGAGAGACAGGAGAGAGAAGAAAGACACGGAAAACGGACGUUUAUCACAAAGGCAGUCGACUGCAUCUCCUCGUGCGCAGAGCGCCGACAAGCAACCGGAGGAGCGCAGACGUGCAAAGAUGGCGGGGCUAGAGCAUCCCGACAGUCGGCCGACACAAGAUGUGGAAGGUGAGAUCGACCUGUCCUCGUGUGUCACCGUGUCAGACUGUGACGUGGAAAACAACUACGGCUUCCAGAUUCAAACAAAGCGGGCAGUGUUCACGCUCUCUGCAGUGACCUCGAGAUCGCGACAGAACUGGGUGACGUUACUGAAGCAGGCCGUGCACAACAACACUCGCCAAUCAGACAGCGGCGGCCAGAAAGGAGACCCCCUCUCCUGUGUACCGUCGCCAUGUCAACCAGCCGCUUGCUCCACCCGCCCCGACUUGGAACCUCCGGAUCCCGGCACAGCAGCGACCUGCCCCCCGAAUCCGCCUGCGGACCCUGGCCGGGGAGAAGAAGAUUGGGACUGCGACUGGGCCAAGAGACUGGAGGAAAGGAACAGGUGGUUUGAGGACGCCGUCCCCCUCGGGGGGGCGGGCAGCCGCUGGGACUGCAUGCAGCUGAAGAGGGGGAGUGUACCCGUGCCGGUCAUCCACACCAUGGACUCCCAGGUCAGCAAGAAGUGGACGGAAUUGGAGAGGCUGUCGUUCAGGGGCAUGACCGCCCAGUCGCUCAUCGGCACCCAGGCGUAUCGAACCACCACGCCCCAUUCCGGGGGGGCUCUGGACCCGUCCCAGGCGUGCCGAUCAGGCUCUGAUACGCUUGAAGAGUUAGUCGGUGGUUUGCCCACAGACUCUCCCUGCUCUGAGGAGGCUUCCCCACCUGGGAGUGGGUCACACCUGGUUCAGAACACAGCUGAAAGCCUACAAAAGGAGGCUCUAUCCCUUCGAAAGCAUGAGUUGGAAAAUGUGAAGAAAGAGCGUGCGGCCAGGUUGGACAGCCCCUGUGGACCCGGGGCCCCGUGCAGGGCCAUGCUUGAAGCUAUGGAAGCAGCUCACCAGCAAGAAGUGCAGGAGCUGCAGGAGAAGCAGGAGAGGAAGAUGAAAGAAGUGGAGGCAGGAAGAGAGAGGAUGCUGCAGGAGGAGCGACGAGCUGCAGCUGAAGCAAUGGAGGCUAUGCGAGCGGCCCACAGGGAGGAGCUGCAGGCCAGGAGGUCGCUGGCUGGAGACAUGGAGACGUCCUCCACAGGAGACAUGUGCCUGCCUGAAGGAGCCGUGAAGAGCAGCCCUGGUAGACGAACAGAGCUUGGAUGCAAAGUGGGAGGGAUGGAGCAGCUCCGGAGAGAGAACCAGGAGCUUAAAGACAAGCUGGCCGCAGAGAUGAGCCGCAUGCGGGCUUUCAUCACAGGCCAAAGGCCGGAAGUGGCGUCCCUUGGCAACGCCGCGUCACAAGUUGAGACGCUGCUCCGAGCCAAGGAGGAGGUGGUCCGGUCUCUGAGGAACGAGGUCAGCCGUUUGCAGGACGAGAUGCGGCGUUGGUCUCCCGCCAAGGAGGAGGAUGCUUCCAAUAUGUCCAGGCAGGCUGGAGAGGGUUUCUCUCCGUGAGCUCCUAAGACUGACCAACACAGGAACCAGGAUGGAAGUAGGACAAAUAACAGAAAUCCUUUUUGAACUCACUUUAUUGAGUUAAAACCAUGCGAACAGGAGUGAGGGCUUUUUCAUUCUGCUAGCCUCACAUGAUGUGGGAUCUUUGAAAAUAUGUAUUGUUGAAAGAUAAAACCGGAGAGAGGUAGGAGAUAUGUAGAGUGAAGCACCGACACCUCGUUCUCCUGGGACCAUCUGGUCUUGGACUCAGCCUUGGAGCCUGCAGCCGGGAACAGAGCACAGUCAGGACAGGACAGGACAGGCGGACAUGAGGGGACGCAACAUGUGGCACCGUGCACUCGCUUCAGUCGUCGUCGUCGUCGUCUUCGGGGACGAAGAUGUCGUGCUCCUCCAGGAGGGCUGCAAAGUUCUUGCUGAUCAGAGUUCCCACGUAGAGGAAAGGCACCACCACCACCGUCAUGCGGAUCAGACCGAAUGGUGUCUGGGAAGAAAGCAGACGUAUGGAUUCACCAGGUGGACGGAAGAGGAAUGUUGACCCGCCUCUGAGCAACAUUGAGGGCUUUAGAACAGGGCUGUCCACACUUUUUGACCUGGGGGGGCCGGAAUUGGCUUAAGAAAAUUUUGCCGGUGGCCAAAACAUGUACAGUAAAAAAAUUAAACAAAAAAAAUAUAUGUAUAUAUAUAUAAAUGUGUGUGUGUAUUUAUAAAUGUAUACAAA
Nerophis ophidion (straightnose pipefish) is the source of this 2416-nucleotide messenger RNA. RefSeq names its product TRIO and F-actin-binding protein-like. The transcript is spliced from 12 exons. Gene Ontology annotation, molecular function: actin filament binding. The coding region runs from base 1 to 1698 and encodes 565 amino acids. The record is from RefSeq and is a predicted model, not a curated record. Lineage: Eukaryota; Metazoa; Chordata; Actinopteri; Syngnathiformes; Syngnathidae. Gene Ontology annotation, biological process: actin filament organization; positive regulation of substrate adhesion-dependent cell spreading. Gene Ontology annotation, cellular component: actin cytoskeleton.